Messenger RNA from Macrosteles quadrilineatus (aster leafhopper), 870 nucleotides. RefSeq names its product peptidoglycan-recognition protein SB2-like. NCBI's taxonomy places the organism in Eukaryota, Metazoa, Arthropoda, Insecta, Hemiptera, Cicadellidae. The record is from RefSeq and is a predicted model, not a curated record. The transcript has 5 exons. Gene Ontology annotation, molecular function: N-acetylmuramoyl-L-alanine amidase activity; zinc ion binding. Gene Ontology annotation, biological process: peptidoglycan catabolic process. Bases 1 to 840 code for a protein of 279 amino acids.
AUGUAUAUUGAAGGGUAUUACAAUAAACUUAAUGAAAUCGGGUUCUUUUAUUGGAUAGAUCAUGUGUAUUACAAACUUCUAUGUUUAUGGUCAAAAUAUACUGACGCCUCUGAUGAGUACGAAGCCGAAUGCUAUGAAGACGUGAGAGACCUCCCUCCACCAGAGAUUGUCACUAGGGAGGAAUGGGAAGCAAGAACUCCCUUGUCUACAGACGAUGAGGAACUCCCAGUCCCCAACAGCUUCAUAAUCUUCCAUGACACAAAAGGGGACCAAUGUUUUACAAAGGAAGAAUGCUGCGAGAGAGUGCGUCAGAUUCAGGACAUGAAUAUGGACAAGUGGAAGUUCUCAGAUAUUGUGUACAACUUCCUUGUAGGUGGAGAUGGAAGGAUAUACGAAGGCAGGGGAUGGCGCAGACCUGGGGAACAUACGGACGAUUGGAAUCAUAAAAGCAUUGGAAUAGCAGCCAUUGGGGACUUCAGAGAUGAAGCUCCAAAUGAAGAAAUGCUAGAGGGUAUUGAAAGAUUCGUCAACUUGGGUAUAAGUAAUGACAAUCAAUACCUAACUGACACAUAUACCGUGUUAGCACAUUGCCAACUGGACGAGAGCAACUAUUGGACUGAAUGUCCUGGGGAUGCGUUCUUGGAAGAGAUCCGAGACAUGCCUCAUUGGGAGAUGGCGGAAAGUUACUAUGAAUCAACAUGUGAGUCAUCUACCUACCACUCUUAUAAUACUUCAACAUAUCGGAAUGCAUCUGACUGUACCUCAGAGUCCGACUAUGACUAUCCUAAGGGAUACGACGAGAAGUUAUUUGGUCCUUGGGAUAAAAUCAAUUUCGAUUAAUACCUUUCACUCUGAAAACAUAAAUUUGUG